AUGCUAGACCGGUUGAAAAACCCACCGCCUCUUCAUCCCUCUGCUCGUGAAUUGACUGUUGGAGAAGCUAUGGAGUUCAAACGCAAGGUAAAAGUUCUGGAAAAUGAAUUUCAUUCCAAGACAACACCGCUGCUGGAAACUGUUGUUACUAUUUGCGAGAGGGAGAGUGAGCUGCGUAAAGCUGAUGGUUCUGAUCCCGAAAAGAAGAGAAGUAGUUAUGGUGAUAUGAGAGGGGCUUACAGUCUAGAAGAAGAAUUGAACAACAAAUGA
This is a messenger RNA of Oldenlandia corymbosa var. corymbosa, 270 nucleotides long. Lineage: Eukaryota; Viridiplantae; Streptophyta; Magnoliopsida; Gentianales; Rubiaceae. The record is from the annotation of a GenBank genome assembly.